CAAAAAUGGCGUCGACAAGGUCCGUAUUGAACGGCAAAGAAAUUUUGUUUUACAUACCUAGUUAAUGUUAGCUUAAAUAAAUAGCAUAUUUUAUUAUUUUAUAUCCGUUUUCAUACAUACAGAAGUAUGAUCAUUCUAACUGGAGUGUUGAAACAAUUCCAUAGGACAUCGCAACUAUGGCCGAUCAUUUGUUUUAGAUAUGCGUCGGACAAUUCACCUUUACGAAAUGAAAUUAAAGGAGAUUUUAGCUGGUUGUGUGGUUCAUCUGUUGACGUUUUAGAAACAGUGCGCGGACACGUUGAAAUUAAGGAAAACUUUAUUACCGACGAAGAGGAACAUGCUCUUUUCAAAGAAGUAGAGCUCGGACUAAAGAAAAAGAAAUAUGAAUUCAACCAUUGGGAUGACGCCAUUCAUGGUUACAGGGAGACAGAACGGCUGCAGUGGGGCAGCGUGUGUGCGGGAGUACUGGCUCGGGUUAGAGCCAUUGCUUUUCAAGCAGGCAGUCCCUUACUUGGGCCUGUCCAUGUCUUGGACCUUGACAAGACGGGCUACAUCAAACCCCAUGUUGACAGUGUGAAGUUCUGUGGUAGCACUAUCGCUGGACUCAGCCUUUUAUCUGAUAGUGUCAUGCGACUGGUCCGGGAAGAGAGAACAGCAGAUUGGGUGGAUUUGUUUUUAAGUCGUCGCUCUCUAUAUAUACUAAGGGACGAUGUACGGUUUAAAUUCACCCACGAGAUCUUGAAGGAUGAGGACUCGUUUUUCUCUGGACACAGAGUGCCACGCCACCGCCGUAUCUCCGUCAUAUGCCGGAAUCUUCCCAUUUAAAUGAGGAGGAGGAGGUUCCGCAGCUGCAGCUCCACUUGGGAUGCCACUCUGUGUAUACCAGUGAAGUGCACUGACUGCAGUGGAAAAAAACCUAGUCUCCCCCCACCGCCCCAUGUGUGAUGACCUAAUAUGACCGCUGAUUUUUCUAAUCUCACACUACACUUUGAAAUUCCAAGUCAUUCAAGGGAGAAUGUUCGUAUACCUCAAGUGUAUGCUUACAUUUGACACAUUGUAGAGAUCACAGAUGACUUACUCAUAAAUAAUGAACAUUUUAUUACCAGUUGUGAACAAGUGAAAACUGUGACAAUUUGAACCAAAAUACAAUACAAAUACUUCUGCUUUAAUCCCA
Messenger RNA from Electrophorus electricus (electric eel), 1174 nucleotides. It is a transcript of the gene alkbh7, whose product is annotated as alkB homolog 7, RNA demethylase. NCBI's taxonomy places the organism in Eukaryota, Metazoa, Chordata, Actinopteri, Gymnotiformes, Gymnotidae. Gene Ontology annotation, biological process: fatty acid metabolic process; DNA damage response. The record is from RefSeq and is a predicted model, not a curated record. Gene Ontology annotation, cellular component: mitochondrial matrix.